CUGUCCUGCUCCGGAAGUGGCGGGGCUUAGCGAGAGAUGCGGAAGGGGAAUCCUGAAGGCGCUGCGUCGCUGUGCUGAAGCCGCUUCAAAAUGGGCAAGAAGGAGCGAGAUAAGAAGAAAUCUAAGAAACGCCACUAUGAGGAAGCAGAAGAAGAAGAAGAAUAUGAUAUCUCGGGCAAAGAAUCUCAAGAAGCAAUUCCCUCAGCAGCGGGGAAGCAAGUGGAAGAUUCCACAAUCAAAGUAGAUGAAUAUGGAGCAAAAGACUACAGGAACCAGAUGCUGCUAAAGGCUGAUCAUUCCUCGCGCCCUUUGUGGGUGGCCCCUGAUGGCCAUAUUUUCCUUGAAGCCUUUUCACCCGUUUACAAGUAUGCCCAGGAUUUCCUAGUUGCUAUUGCUGAGCCAGUUUGCCGACCAACCCAUGUGCAUGAAUAUAAAUUGACAGCUUACUCCCUCUAUGCUGCUGUCAGUGUGGGUUUACAAACCAGUGAUAUCACUGAAUAUUUGCAAAAGCUGAGUAAGACCGGUGUGCCAGAUGGGAUCAUUCAGUUUAUCAAGCUUUGUACUGUCAGCUAUGGAAAGGUAAAGCUGGUCCUGAAGCACAACAGGUAUUUUGUAGAAAGCACCCACCCUGAAGUCAUUCAGCAGCUUCUUCAGGACCCAGUUAUUAGAGAAUGCCGUCUGAGAAAUGCAGAAGGGGAAGAAACUGAACUCAUCACAGAAACGUUCACAAGUAAAUCAGCUAUUUCCAAGUCCAAUGAAGGUCCUUCAACAUCACAAGGAGCAGAUGCUCAGAAUAAACCAGAUGUCCCCGCUGACUUAUUUGAGUUUUAUGAACAAAUGGAUAAGGAUGAAGAGGAGGAGGAGGAAACCCAGACAGUGUCUUUUGAAGUGAAGCAGGAAAUGAUUGAAGAGCUUCAGAAGCGGUGUAUUCAGCUGGAGUAUCCUCUUCUUGCUGAAUAUGACUUCAGGAAUGAUUCAGUGAAUCCAGACAUUAAUAUAGAUUUGAAACCCACAGCUGUUCUCCGACCAUACCAGGAGAAGAGUUUGAGAAAAAUGUUUGGAAAUGGCCGGGCUAGAUCUGGUGUUAUUGUCCUGCCCUGUGGUGCUGGCAAGUCGCUUGUAGGAGUAACUGCUGCCUGCACUGUCCGCAAACGGUGCCUGGUUCUGGGCAAUUCUGCUGUCUCUGUGGAGCAGUGGAAAGCCCAGUUCAAAAUGUGGUCCACCAUAGACGACAGCCAAAUCUGCCGAUUUACUUCCGAUGCCAAAGACAAGCCAAUUGGCUGUUCUGUUGCUAUCAGCACCUACUCCAUGUUGGGACACACAACAAAGAGAUCAUGGGAGGCAGAAAAAGUGAUGGAAUGGUUAAAGAGUCAAGAGUGGGGCCUUAUGAUCCUUGAUGAAGUACACACCAUACCUGCAAAAAUGUUCAGGCGUGUGCUGACCAUAGUUCAGGCCCAUUGCAAGCUUGGGCUAACAGCCACCCUCGUCAGAGAAGACGACAAAAUUGUAGACUUGAAUUUCCUCAUUGGGCCUAAAUUGUAUGAAGCCAAUUGGAUGGAGCUGCAGAACAAUGGAUAUAUUGCUAAAGUCCAGUGUGCUGAGGUUUGGUGCCCAAUGUCUCCUGAGUUCUACAGAGAAUAUGUGGCUAUUAAAACAAAGAAGCGGAUAUUGCUCUACACAAUGAAUCCAAACAAAUUCAGGGCUUGCCAGUUCUUGAUUAAGUUUCAUGAGCGAAGGAAUGACAAAAUCAUAGUCUUUGCAGACAAUGUGUUUGCCCUGAAGGAGUAUGCAGUUAGGCUGGGCAAACCUUAUAUAUAUGGGCCUACAGCACAGGGAGAGAGAAUGCAGAUCCUACAGAAUUUCAAGCAUAACCCCAAAAUCAACACCAUCUUUAUUUCCAAGGUAGGUGACACAUCCUUUGAUCUUCCAGAAGCCAAUGUUCUGAUUCAGAUUUCAUCCCACGGAGGGUCUCGAAGACAGGAGGCUCAAAGAUUGGGUCGAGUGCUAAGAGCCAAAAAAGGAAUGGUUGCAGAGGAGUACAAUGCCUUCUUUUAUUCUCUGGUCUCCCAAGACACUCAAGAAAUGGCAUACUCAACCAAACGUCAACGGUUUCUAGUAGAUCAAGGGUACAGCUUUAAGGUGAUCACUAAACUUGCAGGUAUGGAGGAGGAAGAGCUUAUGUUUUCAUCCAAGGAAGAACAGCUGCAGCUUCUCCAAAAGGUUUUGCAAGCCUCAGAUAUGGAUGCUGAGGAAGAGGUGGUUGCAGGAGAGUACGGCUCAAAGUCAUCUCAGGUUUCCCGACACUAUGGCACAAUGAGCUCCAUGUCUGGAGCAGAUGAUACGGUUUACAUGGAAUAUCAAACCUCACGAAGCAAAGCCUCUUCAAAUAAACAUGUCCAUCCACUUUUUAAACGUUUUAGAAAAUAAGAUAAGGAAAACACAUUGAGUAAAGCAAUUCACACACAGUAUAAAAUGUUAUAUUGGGAUUCACCUUAAUUAUUUCUGUAUAGUAUUUCCUAGGUAAUACUUUCAGCUUGUAUUUUUAUUUAACAGUUUUAAAUAUGGCUUUAGAAUAAUUAUCAACUGAGGAAACUAUUUUUAUGUAUAUUUGGAAGAGUCAGAUAUCUGACAACACUGAAUAAAAAUAUUCUGUACAGAAAGCACCCAUAAAUCAUAUCAUUGUUUCUUUCCUCUGAAUCUUCUUGCUGCCACAAUUGGAUGCCUUCAGCAAAAGACUCAACCAUGCAAAGAACAGUGGUACUACAGUAGGGCCCUGCUUUUCGGCGACCCGCUUUUUGGCGUUCCACUAAUACUGCAGCUUUCAAUUAGAGUAAGGCCCCACUCAUAUGGCAUGUGUUCUGCUUUUGCAGUGUUUUUCAGGUGUCAGGUGGCAUGUUAUUGAUGGAGUUCCACUCUUCGGUGGGUUUCGUUUUUAGGCGGGGGUCUGGAAAUUAACCCGCCGUAUGAGUGGGGUCCUACUGAAUUGAUUUCAGUCCCUUAUGUAAUGAUUUUGAUCCAUUUCUUUCCCUGCCCAUAGGCUUCCCAGAAAAAUUGAUGGGAAGAGUUGUACAUGCCUAAGACAGGGAAGACUUGGGCCAUAUUACAUAUUAUGCCAUUCUGGUCCUAAACCAUGAUGCUUAUUUCCUGGUUAGGUUCAAUGGUCAACAAUUUUUUGUUCUGCUUUAUGCAGAUGGUAUGGUCCUUUUACCCCAGAAAAUCAUUUGACAUGGGUAUUUAUUCAGGAGAUUUAGUGAGCACUAUGUGUAGUAAAAACUGACUAUUUACAUGAAAUCUAGAUGGACUUUUAUAAUCCCCCCCCAGUUUAAAUAGACCAUGGAUAAUCAUCUGCUGGAGCACGUUUCUUCCUGCAAAUAUUUCCCCCCUCCCCCUAUAUAUAUAUAGAAAGAGAG
Molecule: messenger RNA, 3410 nt
Organism: Rhineura floridana
Lineage: Eukaryota; Metazoa; Chordata; Lepidosauria; Squamata; Rhineuridae
Gene: ERCC3
Product: ERCC excision repair 3, TFIIH core complex helicase subunit
Exons: 15
Coding region: 91-2427 (778 amino acids)
Biological process (GO): transcription initiation at RNA polymerase II promoter; nucleotide-excision repair
Cellular component (GO): transcription preinitiation complex; nucleotide-excision repair factor 3 complex; transcription factor TFIIH holo complex
Molecular function (GO): hydrolase activity; DNA binding; ATP binding
Source: RefSeq, a predicted model, not a curated record